AUGGAGGUUGAGGAACCCUCAAGACCAGACGGGCUGCGAUACACCUUGCGUGAUGGUGUGGAGCUCAACCUCUACGUAUCUACUGUUCCUUGUGGCGACGCGUCAAUGCGCUUUCUUGCCUCAGUACAGGACGAAGAGACGGCCUCGUUGAAGAAUAGCUCCGUGUUCCCUACCCUCGACUCCACCGAAGCCUCUCGUGGACGGGACAACUACACCCGCCUAGGCGUCCUACGGACGAAGCCUGGACGCGCAGAUUCUCCCCCGACGUUGUGCAUGUCCUGCAGCGACAAGAUAGCGCGAUGGAACGUCCUCGGCAUUCAAGGCGCACUGGGAUCGUAUUUGCUCGCACCAAUUUAUUUGUCAAAUGUGAUCAUUGGAGAGAUUCCGGAUGACAUGCGGGAAGUCGUGAGGGAGGACUGCGAACGCGCGUUCUGGAAGAGAGUUGAAGGCGGGUUCGAAGGCUUCCGAGGGGGUUUCUCACUGCAUCAUCCUCAAGUGCACUUUACCAGCAUUUCAUUCUCCCAUUCGCGUACCAUACUGUUAUCGCCUUCUUCCUGCGUCGAAUCAUUAUGCUGGACGAGUGGUUCCCAACGUUCAGAAGUUCUGAUCAACGGGCUAAAACGAGGCGUAUCACCAAAGCACCGAUAUAGGGAGAAAUCAAGACCUCUAGUAUCUCGAAUAGCCUUGUUUAGCUUAGUCAAUGAAAUUAUGGCGGUUUGUGGCCAACAGUUCAACAACAGAGAAACAUAUCUGGGACGCAAAUUACGUGCCGAUGAUCAUCAAGGCGCCAAAAUCCGACUAGUAGGACCCGAUGGGCCCUUCGCGGGUUGGAUCACAACUGGAGUCCAAUGGCAGUUUUUUACCCUUGACGGAGAAGUAGAAGAACCUCCUCCAGCUGCUGUUGCCGAGGUAGACAAAUGA
This is a messenger RNA of Cyclocybe aegerita, 921 nucleotides long. The record is from the annotation of a GenBank genome assembly. Lineage: Eukaryota; Fungi; Basidiomycota; Agaricomycetes; Agaricales; Hemipholiotaceae.